Molecule: messenger RNA, 1434 nt
Organism: Mycena indigotica
Lineage: Eukaryota; Fungi; Basidiomycota; Agaricomycetes; Agaricales; Mycenaceae
Exons: 8
Coding region: 1-1434 (477 amino acids)
Biological process (GO): DNA integration; DNA recombination
Molecular function (GO): DNA binding
Source: RefSeq, a predicted model, not a curated record
AUGUCUGCAACGUUUUUCACACUCAGCAAUGGUGCAAAACGCCGCAAGACCUCUCAUAACAGCACCUCACAGAUCUGUGUCCAAGCCGGGUCAGCAACUGAAGCAGGGCCGACACCCACCCUCCCAAACCCGUUGAGCGAUGCAAGAACACCGGGCUGGGAUUCUGAUGUGGCGGCUUGCAUGGCCGAACAUACCACGGAGAUGGAGGAAAAUAUUCUCAUCAACAUUGAACUUAGCGAUGCAGAUGCCUUAAUGGAGCGCGCUGAUGAAUACAUCGCCGCAAAUCUUGACGACUUUCCCGAAGAAGAUGCCAACGAUUCGCUUGCUCAAUUUGCGACCAAGAUGGCCCGGAACAGCAUCACCGAUUCGACGCGCUCUUCCCAUGUCCGCAUCAUCAAGGCAUUUAUUAUCUUCCAUUUGCGUCGCAAUCGAAACUGGGACCCGCGACAAAUCAAUGAAGAUACCCCGCGUGAUGUUACCCUGUAUAUCGCCCAAAAGUGCGGCCCGAUGACGGAAGGGUAUGAGGGUCGAAAGUUCUCGACGGCCGUUUCAACACGCGCAGCCCUCACGCUCUGGUAUCGAAGCCUUCGGCCCCAUGAAAGCUUAAACGAAUGGCGCCUCGAUGAAGGCUCAAAUACUUGGCGUGGUCUUCCAACACGAUCCCCAUUCGUGUCGCGGUUCAUGCUUGGUCUUGAGAAGACGAAAGCCAAGGCCGGGGAGAUCUCACACUCAGCUCGAGCUAUGCGUCUCGAAGACAUGCAUCGAUUAUAUGAGCAAUGUAUCAAGAAGCCGUCCGACACCCUGAAAGCGGCCAAGAGUGCGCGGGACCGUGCUGGGGCAAUGCAAGAGCAGCGUGCCGGUGUCGUACGCUAUGCCGCCUAUCUCAUCGCAUGGCUGAUGCUACUUCGGGUAGACGAGGUUGUAAAUCUUGAGUUCGAGAAUAUUGAACAUAUCCCCGCUGAACGGAAGUACUUCGAUGUCAAGCCCAAGACGCGCAAAACAGCACAAACAGGCGUUGGCCAUGGCUGGCGCCUCCAUGCCAAUGACAGCGACCCUCGAAUCUGUCCAAUGCGGGCAUUAAUCCGGCUGGCGAUGGUCUACAAGUCAUCGGGCAUCCAAUGGAGUGGGCCAAUGUUUUUACAGGUUGCUGCAUCUGGUGCAAUACAGCAAGAUCGUCCAUUGACCUCAAGUGUCUUGAGCCGUGCGCUUAGUCGGGAUCUGCAAAAUCUUGGAUACAGCACUUGGGCGCUGUACGGUACACAUUCAUUUCGACGAGGCGGAUGUCAGUACCGUGUUGAGGUUCAGAAGUGGCCAAUUGCACGCGUUGCGACAUGGGGAGGAUGGUCAUUGCUGGAGGCAACAACAAUGUUUCGUUACUUCUAUUCACCAGACGAUAACCACGAGCUUAUGUACGAUUACGAUAGAAACUACUAA